Petromyzon marinus (sea lamprey) is the source of this 5346-nucleotide messenger RNA. Its product is annotated as PEX5-related protein-like. Gene Ontology annotation, cellular component: peroxisomal membrane; cytosol. NCBI's taxonomy places the organism in Eukaryota, Metazoa, Chordata, Hyperoartia, Petromyzontiformes, Petromyzontidae. Gene Ontology annotation, biological process: protein import into peroxisome matrix, docking. The record is from RefSeq and is a predicted model, not a curated record. Gene Ontology annotation, molecular function: protein binding.
AGAGCGAGGGGAGAGAUAAGGAGAGCGAGGGGAGAGAUAAGGAGAGCGAGGGAAGAGCCGCUGGAGGCGUCGGAGAUCGCGAUGUGACCACGCAGCGGAGAGAAUCACCUUGGCUACAGGAGGAGGCGGAGGGAGUUUUCAACGCGAGAGUUCUACGAGAACCCACCGACUCUGCCCUGCCGGCAUGCCCCCAUGGCCUGCGGUGUUUAGCCAGGGCUGUGUGGGAUGAUGCUGCGUGAUGACGCGGUGGUGGGACAAGAGCCUGUGCCCCAGGUCAGACGGAGAGAGAGAGGGGGAGAGCAAGGCCACGACCAUGUCGGUGAGUGAAGUCAGGGAGAUGAUCGUGCUGAGUGGAGGUGGCGGAGGAGGUGGAGGAGGUGGAGGAGGAGGAGGUGGAGGAGGAGAUUCUCACCAGAGCCUCUCGGGUUCCACCACCGCCGUCGACUCCUCGGCGUCCAAGGCGACGUGUCAGCCGCAGAGACCCCUCACCAUGAAGCUCCCCGCGACCUUCGAACCUAGGGCGCAGCCGAUGAGGGUGGCAGAGAGGGGCAGCUUCAAGUCACAUGACCUCAAGCCCAGCGGGCAAGGUGGUGGAGGCCCCACAAUGGGCUCAGUCCCAGCCUGGGGGUCAACUACGGCCGUGGGGGGUACCUGGGAGGACUCUGGACCGGUGGCGGGCGGGGUCCCCGUGGUGGGGCCCGGCGGGGAGGGGGCAUCCCCGCGGGGGGCCCACGACGCUCUGAGCCCCUUCGCCCCCGAGCCGGCCGGAUGCUCGGACUGGGCACAAAGCUGGGCCCGGGAUCGAACCCCCAACGAGCAGAGUUGGGUCGGUGAGUGUGAUCUACUGGGUGACUCUGAAACUGAUGGGCUUUUGCCAUCUGAACAGCCCUGCUUUGUCAAGGUCAGUUCCGGCUCGGAAACGUGGGACGACGCCGUCCCCGGCGAGCGGAGCGUGGGGGGCACGGGGAUCGCCGGGGGGGGCCCCGGGGGGGCCACUGGGGGUGCCGGGGGGGGCACGGGGAGCGCCGGGGGGGGGCCCGGGGGGGUCACCGGGGGCGCCGGGGGGACCACGGGGUCCGUGAGGAGGAAGAAAGCGCCGCAGUGGAACGAGGAGGAGGAGGAGGACGAUGGGCACCCCACCUGGGCCCAGGACGAGUUUGAGAAGACAAAGGCGGCCAUCGAGGCGGACGUGGCGUUCUGGGACAAGCUCCAGGCCGAGUGGGAGGAGAUGGCCAUGCGGGAGACGGACACCUCCUACCCCUGGGUCCAGGAUCCUGGGGGGGCUGGCAAGGUGCCCGGGCGAGGGAAUCCGUUUGCGGACGAGGCGCGGGCGAUGGAGGAGGGGCUGCGCUCCCUGCGGGAGGGAGACCUCUCAACCGCCGUGCUCCUCUUCGAGGCGGCUGCCACUCAGGACCCGGCCAACGCAGAGGCGUGGCAGUACCUGGGAACGACGCUCGCGGAGAACGAGCAGGACCCAGCUGCCAUCACGGCCCUGCAAAGGUGCCUGGAGCUGCAGCCCAACAACCUCACGGCCCUGCUGGCGCUGGCCGUGAGCCUCACCAACGAGUCGUGCCAGCCGCAGGCGUGCGAGAGCCUGCGCGCCUGGCUGCUCGCUCACCCGCUCUACGGUACCACGCCGGCGGCGCCGCCAGCGGCACCACCGGCACCACUGGCUCCGCCGGCGCCUCUGGCACCGCCGGCACCGCCGGCGCCCGGGCGCAAUGCCGGGGGAGACACUGCAGGGGAGAGGCCGGCGCCAGGCGGAGACGCGGUCGCCACCAGCACCACCGCGACCACCACCACCACCGCCGCCGCCGCCACCACGCAGCCCGCGCAGCCGGUGCCAGACCUCCUGCGCGAGGUGAAGGCGCUCUUCCUGCUCGCCGCCCGCGAUGGCCGCGCCCCCCGUGACCCCGACCUGCAGACGGCGCUCGGGGUCAUCUUCAACCUGAGCGGGGAGUACGAGCGCGCCGUCGAGUGCUUCACCCACGCCGUGCACGCUCGCCCCGAGGAUCACCUGCUGUGGAACAAGCUGGGGGCAUCGCUGGCCAACGGGAGCCGUAGCGAGGAGGCGGUGGAGGCUUACUACCACGCGCUGGCGCUGCAGCCCGGAUACGUGCGCUCCUGGUACAACCUGGGCGUCAGCUGGCUCAACAUGGGCGCCUACCGGGAGGCGGUGGCGGACCUGCUCGAGGCACUGGUCAAGCAGCGCAAGAGCCUCGGGAGACGGCGCGAUGGGGCCGCGAUGUCCGACAACAUCUGGGCGGCGCUGCGCCUGGCGCUCAGCGGCAUGGGCGAAGCGGAGCUGUGCCGCGCGGCGGAUGCCCGCGACGUGCAGACGCUCAUACAGGCGUUCACGCAGCAUUGACGGCGGCGGUGCAGGCCCUGCUACGGGCGACGGUGACAACGGGACCGCGACGCUUACGACUUCAGACUUGGGACCAGGCGCUCGUACGGGCGUUUACGCGGCGCUGACGACACCGACGCCGCCGGCCAACGUACAGGCGACGGCGUGCCUCAGGCCGCGGCCUGCUACAAGCGGCGGUGACAACAGGACCGUGAUGCUUACGACUUCAGACUUGAGACGAGACGGUCAUACGGGCGUUCACGCAGCACUGAAGUGACGCGGUGCCGGUCACGUGCCGACCGCGCCCUGCUACAGGCGGCGGUGACGACAGGACCGCGACACUUGCAGCUUCAGACUUGGGACCAGGCGCUCGUACAAGCGUUCCCGCAGCACUGACGUGACGCCAGCCGGGUGUGGGCAGUGACCUCAUACAGGCAGCGGCGAGGUCAGCGCUUGAGACGAGGCGCCCAUACGCAGUUGGUUGGUGACGUUAGUACUGUGAGGCGACAACUUCAGACCAGUCCCCCAUACAGGCAUCCAUGCGCCACUCGUGAUGGGCGCCAGGAGGCUCAUACAGGCAGCGGUGAUGUUAAAUAACAAAAACACUCGCACAGACGAAAGUGACCUGAAGAUGUCCAUGCGGGCAAUGGUCAAGUCGAGACUUCAGCCAAGCUAUUGACAUUCGCAGGUAGUGCGAAUAACCACACAUACUGGCAGCAGUAGCAUCUGGAAUCUCAUACAAGCAGCAUCCACGACGUCUCGUAUAUGUUGUUCCGAUGACUGCUGCUCAUAUUGGCAGCAGAGCCGCGCUCCUACGGGCGUUUGUUUUAUUACGGAUGAAAAUCACCACCGAUAUUAACUUCAACUUAACUCAUUAAUCCACAGGAGAACCUCCUCAGUCUCAGGGGGGUCCUGCCGUUGGGACGUUGCCCCCCCCCCCCCCCCCCCCGAUUCCCUUUUUUACUCACGUUUUAGUUUCGUGUGGGAGAAAACCGGAGACCCCGGAGAAACCCCCACCACACUGAAAGGAAAGCAAUAACAAAUGUCCGUAAUGGGUUCACGAAUCCACUUGCAGGGGUCAGGGUUAAUAAGUUUCGUUGCGCAUUGCCAGUGAGCACCGACUCUGUUCGCUGCGUGCGACCGCGACGUCAGUGGCGUGGCUCGAGUUCUGCAGUGGUAAAGCCAACCUGGCGCCUCCUGAGCCAUGCCGGGCUGGCUCGGCACGGCUCAGUUGUCCAGUGGAAAAAGAGAAAACAUGUAUCAGAGUCAGCGGGGACCAAUUGACCAAUGUUGACUUCCCACCAAGUGCUCAACUCUUUAUUGGUCCUGGACGGAUAAUGAUUGGCCAAGGCAAACCAUGACUAGGAAAUGUAACUUACGGCCGUGUGAAUGCUCUGACCACAUUACAUACCAGGCCUGAUCUAUAUAACAGGGUAUAAACACAAAUCUGCCACAUUUAUCCCAAACAAUUUAAAUGUGUUAACUGAAGCCUUCUGUGUCUUUGUGAGUGUUAGAUGGAGAGAGUGUGGGGUCAUCUUCAACUCACAUGAACUGAACCACGAGGGGAGAGAGAAGGUGGCCUUUCCUCUUUGUCAGGAACCCCGAUCAACUCAAUUCUUUUAGGUAAUCAGCGAGAACGGUCGCCCGAAGAUAGUAUAAAAAUAAGAAUAUCGGAUAAGAUAGAUAGUAUAAAAAGUAAUCACACGCACGGUAAAUUCGCGACCGAGAUCAAUCGGCCACCCAUAAAUUGAUCGAUGGAGAGUUUUGACGGUGAAUAUCCGGAGCUGUGAUCCCAGGCUCGGAUGUAGCUUGAAGCUUCAUUGAUGAGAAACGAGCGUUCAAAAGUUACUCCGACCCGCAGUGGAGCUUUUGUGGCAUUACACCGUGGCAUCGCUGCUCUUCAAUGCGGCCCGCAACGUCCCAAGCGGGGCGCCGUUCACUUCCACUUACCAAGACGCCGAUGGAUUCGGUGCCAGCGCGGUGGCACUUGUCGCCAAUCUUGGAAUUCCCCUGCUUGCCAAACCCCCCCCCCCCCAUGUGCCUUAACACGGCCACCUCCCAGCAUGCAGCUCCUAGCAUAUCUGCGUUGUCGGCUUCUCACAAACGCACGGGCGCUUCGAUCCGUGGCCUGUAGUGCCGGCCUCCCGCAAUGCACCACCGGCACCUGCGUAAAGUCGGGUGGGUUACCGCAACCGUGUCGCUAAAAGGGCGGUUGGGAGGGUGGGGGGCAUCAACAUCCCGCUGUCGCCUCUGCGAUCGUGACCAAUUCUUCCGUUUCUCAUCAAAUGGAGAAGCAGCGGCAUGGCCCGGACUUUGAGACAGUCCGGGCCAUGCCGCUGCAAAUGAGCGCGCAGCUAUGAAGCGCCGACUGUGUAUUUUUGGAACCGACAAAUCUCCGCACCGGGAUGCUGGUCCCCGUACCAACGAGAUAAGUAAAUAAACAACUUUAUAAACCAGGCCACCGCCUCCUACCCCCCCCCCCCCCCCCCCCCCCCCCCCCCGUUGAGCUGCAGUUUGCCUGCGACUUCCUCUUCUGGUUACGGAUGUGGUUCUGGCCCUUGUGCGCCUGUACCGGCCUCUAUAGAUGCUCGCCAACAGCGCUUGCCUCAACAGUCUUGUUAACGGCUGCACGGGUCAACCGUCUUUGCCCACCGAAGGCAACACAUGUCCUAUGUGGCCCUCGGCAAAGGACAAACUUGGCCACCCCUGCCCAAAGCCAUCUUUGUCAUAACAAGAUUGGCCAUAGUGGGCCGCACAGGCGGCCGGAGGGAGGGAUGGGGGGGGCCGCUGUAGGCCGCAGGCAAUUGCUAUCGCUGCUGUUAACCUUACAAACCCCUAUCGUGUGCGGUGUGCUCUUCCAAAAUGCACUUUGUUAUGGUCUUAGGACACCAAGAGAAAUGUAUCAUUUUCCUGUAAUAAUCUCUUAAUCAACUGUGUGCAAUAAUAUAUGCUGAAGUGGAAAAUGUAUAACGUAUAAAAUAAACCCUCGAGCACCUGAA